This is a messenger RNA of Erigeron canadensis, 2190 nucleotides long. RefSeq lists its product as uncharacterized. The transcript is spliced from 5 exons. Lineage: Eukaryota; Viridiplantae; Streptophyta; Magnoliopsida; Asterales; Asteraceae. The record is from RefSeq and is a predicted model, not a curated record. Bases 1 to 2190 code for a protein of 729 amino acids.
AUGGCUUUUAGAAGAAAUAUGACAUUAGAAGAAGCUCAUAAUGCUAGAAGAGAUAGACAGAUUGAAGAUCUACAAGUAACACUUGGUAAAGUUAUUAAUCUAUUAGAAGAUGGUGGUUUAAGAUUAAAUAGAGAACGUGUUGUAGAUGAAAGAGAUGAUGGGUCUCAAGAAAAGAUAGAGUUGCAGCCCAUCUGGACGUACGAAGAAGCUUGCAAGUUGGCUCUCCAGAUUGAGAAGCAACCGAAGAAGAAAGUCCAGUACAAACCUUUCACUAAGGUUUCAUCCAGUUCCAAUGAACCAGUUCUGAAGCCCAGUGCAACAGGUCCACAGUCCUUCAGAGGCAAGGAGGAAGAAACUGGAGGAUCAAAAGAGCUAUGCCCCAACCAGCGAGCACUCACUGCUAAGGAGAUUGAAAGCUUACCAGAUGUUGACACUGAAGAAGGUGAACCAGUGUACGAUGAUGAUGAAAGUGAAGAAACAUAUGUUGGAGAAAUGCCGGUAGUCAGAAGAGUGAUGCAUGCUAAUGAAGUUCUAACUGAUACUGCCCAGAGAGAAAAUAUCUUCCAUUCUAGAUGUACUGUUAAAUACAAGGUAUGUGAUCUGAUCAUUGAUGGUGGAAGUUGUGCUAAUGCUGCUUUAACUUACAUGGUAGAAAAACUGGAGUUACCUACUACAAAACACCCUCGUCCAUGCAAGUUGCAAUGGCUCAGUGAAGGAUCUGAGGUAAAUGUCAAUCGACAAGUUACUAUUCCUUUUUCCAUUGGAUCUGUUUAUGAAGAUAAAAUUAUUUGUGAUGUUGUUCCAAUGGAUGCUUGUCAUAUUUUGUUGGGUAGACCAUGGUUAUUUGACAAUUAUGUAUUUCAUAAUGGUCGUGCAAAUUCUUAUUCAUUGUUUGUAAGUGGUAAGAAGGUCACUCUGACUUCUCUGAAACCCAACGAGUCACUGAAAGUUAAUAAGAUAGACCAACCCAGCAAGUCUUUAUUUAUGUCCCAAACUAAAGUUGAGGAAGAGUUAACUGGAGGAUCUCCAGUUAUGAUGUUACUUGUGCUUGAACGUACUGAAGACAAGGAGUUCACUGGAGUCCCCAGUGUCCUGAAGUCUCUACUGGAGGAAUUCACUGAUGUUUUCCCAGAAACUUACCUGAAGGUUUGCCGCCAGUUAGAGAUUCGAAUGAAAGAUGGAGAUGAGUGGAAGACUGCUUUUAAAAUUAAAGGAGGCCUUUAUGAAUGGUUAGUAAUGUCUUUUGGUUUAUCUAAUGUUCCCAGUACUUUUAUGAGGUUAAUGAAUGAAGUUCUCAGACCACUUAUUGGUCAGUUUAUUGUUGUCGUUUACUUUGAUGAUAUUCUUGUAUAUUCGAAAUCUGAAGCUGAACAUGUUAAUCAUUUAAGAAGUGUAUUUGAAUUACUGAGAAAAUACCAGUUGUAUGGCAAACUGGAGAAAUGUGAUUUUAUGGUUGAAAGUGUAAUUUUCCUUGGUUAUGGGGUGUCAAAAAAAGGUAUUUCCAUGGAUCCUUCCAAGGUAGAAGCCAUCAGAUCAUGGCCAGUUCAUACUACCAUCACUGAAGUACAAAUUUUUCAUGGACUGACAUCUUUUUAUAGAAGAUUUAUCAAGAAUUUUUCGACAGUUGUGGCUCCAAUUACUGAUUGUCUGAAGAAAGCAUUAGACAAAGAAUUUUAUGCCAUGAUUUGUGCUAUCACUCACUGGUCACAUUAUCUGAAGCCUAAACAGUUUUUCUUAUUUUCUGAUCAUGAAGCACUAAAGUUUAUUAAUGGUCAACACAAGCUUAAUGCCGGACAUGCAAAAUGGGUGGAAUUUUUGCAGUCUUAUUCGUUUGUUUCUAAACAUAAAGCUGGAGUAGCAAAUGUUGUUGCUGAUGCACUUUCUAGAAGAUACUCGUUGCUAUCAAUUCUGGAAGCAAGAGUUCUUGGAUUUUCUUUCAUUAAGGAGUUGUAUGCUGCUGAUCCAUACUUUUCUGAUUGUCUCAUUGAAGCUCACCAGAAAGGACCAUAUGUUGUUCAGGAUGAUUUCUUGUUUAAAAAUGGUAAGUUGUGUAUUCCAAGAGGUUCCAUCAGAGAUUUACUAAUAAGGGAGGCACAUGGAGGAGGUUUGGCUGGCCAUUUUGGCAUUAACAAGACUAGAGAGAUCCUCACUGAACACUUCUACUGGUCGAGUUUACUGAAGGAUGUUUAG